AACUUCUAUGUCUAUGGUUAAUAUCUGUCAUUCUUUUCCAAUACACGACAACCGAAUUAAUUACUGAAGUAUACAAUGCACUACAAAAUAAACAGCGAUAACGUCAAUGUUUAAUAUAUGAACACAAUCGAAAACCAAUACCAGGAUAUCGUCUGUGAGAAGGAGUUAACUACAACCACUGGUUUUGUUGGAGUUUGUCUUGUCUGAUAUUUUGGUAAAAUUAAAUGGUAUAGAGUAAACAAAUUUGGCUGUUAUUUAAAAUGCAGAGUAUGGUAUGCCCAGAAAAAACAAUUCCUAAAUGUACGAAAGUAAUCUUGUGUGAUAUUGCGGGAACGACAACUUCAAUUGAGUUCAUAAAAGAUGUACUGUUUAAAUUUGCAUCUGAUAACAUACAAUCGUUUUUGGAAUUAAAUUGGAAUAAAGAAGAAGUUCAGCAUGCACUUAAACUUCUUUCUAAUAAAAGUACCAAAUUAGAAGAAGCAGUCGAGAUGGUCAAAGAAAAAACCAAUAAAAAUGAAAUGAAUGAAGGAUUAAAAGUUUUACAAGGUCUUCUUUAUCAGAAAGGUUAUGAGAAAGAUAUAAGAGCACAUGUAUUUCCUGACGUUUUUCCAUGUUUCCAAAUUUGGUCUAAAAAAUUUAAAAUUGCAAUUUAUUCAACUGGUAGUGUUGAAUCUCAAAAACUUCUUUUUGCCAAUACAAUUGAGGGUAAUUUGAGUGAAUUUAUUGAUAGUUAUUUUGAUUUAUUAGUUGGAUCAAAAACUGAUAGUUGCAGUUACUCUCAUAUUGCAAAAAAUCUAAAUGUACAACCUCAAAACAUACUAUUUUUAACAGACUCCAUAGCAGAGGUGAAAGCUGCUGAAAAAGCAGGAUGCCAAAGUUUCCUUGUAGUAAGAUCUGCUAGUCAAUCUAAAGUAACUGACUCUUCACUAAAUAUCAUAUCCUCUUUUGAUGAACUUAAAAUUGAAUAGAUUAAAUUAUAAAGUUCUUGAUGCUUAAUAAAUUAAAUUAAUUUUUGCA
Molecule: messenger RNA, 1017 nt
Organism: Agrilus planipennis (emerald ash borer)
Lineage: Eukaryota; Metazoa; Arthropoda; Insecta; Coleoptera; Buprestidae
Gene: Enoph
Product: enolase-phosphatase E1
Exons: 2
Coding region: 261-968 (235 amino acids)
Molecular function (GO): magnesium ion binding; acireductone synthase activity
Source: RefSeq, a predicted model, not a curated record